Molecule: messenger RNA, 1227 nt
Organism: Epithele typhae
Lineage: Eukaryota; Fungi; Basidiomycota; Agaricomycetes; Polyporales; Epitheliaceae
Exons: 8
Coding region: 1-1227 (408 amino acids)
Source: RefSeq, a predicted model, not a curated record
AUGACCCACGGAAAUUCGAAGCCCUUCGAAUUUAUCGUAGAUCUAUGCAAGUCAUUCCAACAAAGCCCGGGAGGUCAACGAAACGGGAGUGUCAUUAGUGGGAGCGAUGUGAGCAGGGGCCGGAUAGUUCGAAGCGGCUAUGGCAAACUUUGCAAGUCCGACUGGGCUCCUCGCCUCUUCUUCUCUUCCUCCCUCCUCCAUUGUCUUACCGCCCUCGCCAUUUCUCUCCCUCUGAGACUACAACCUUUGAUGCCCUGCUAUUUCCGCACUUGUCUACACCCGGACAGCAAGUGCGAUGCAGGUCUGAGGCGGCAAUAUAUCGAAUAUUCGUCACCUUCUCACCGCUUUCUGCACGCAUAUAUCCACCUGCACACUGCGCAACGUUCCGCUAUCAGCGAGAUCAGAGCUCGCGUUCAAGAAAACUGGCCCUCCCUCGGUUUGAAGGUGGCCCAUUCAAAUAUCGGCCUGGCGGACAACCUGUUUGACAUCCCUGCUGCUGCGUGCGCCCACCACGUCGUGUUUACGUUCACGGACCGGUGCGCUCCUCUCUCCUCUUUCACCCGUGUGCUCAUCAUUGAGACGGUUACCUCGCGCCUUGCCGAUGCGCCCGCGCGUGGCGCGCCGCCUCGCGUCCCCCGCGCUUGUGCGGGAUCCCCGCCGUCGUCCGGCUCGAGCACGUCGCGUGGACGGUCCGAUGGAUGUCCUGCAACAAGUGUGCGAGAGAGGCACUCUUCACGGACUUCCCCAGGCAUGGAUGUGUCGGGAGCGUCACGCUCUUCAUGCAACUGGGUGGCACCUCCGCGGCUCGAGCAAGCUCGUCUCACCGUUCCUACGCGUGUGCACGAGGGACGUGAACAGCAAAUUGAAGGUCUUCAUUGUCGUCGUGUGCGUGCAGGCGGCGUGGGCGUUGAUGCUUACGGGGACGGCAUGCCGCACAGCGAGGUCUUGAUCGCCAGGAUCACAGAUCUCCGCAGAGCGGCCCUGUGUGAUUAUCCUACGCUCCAUGUAUACAUGUCUCUAUGUAAAAGUUACUUUGACCAAUACAAAGUUUCUUCUUGGGACCUGUUGUAUUUGAUGUGUGAACGAAGGUCAGACGGCCGACGCCGGACGGUGCCAGGAAACCUCGGAGCACUGGACAUUGGAAUGGCUUCCAAUGACUCCGAAGACAUUGCAAUGACUUGCAACCCUCCAACACAGCUAUCUAUUGAAAGUACAAAGAUUUUGUAA